GGAAGCGCAUUUUAAACUCUCUCUCUCUCUCUUAUCAGACUUGUGGGAUAUAUUAUCCAGUCCUCUCUGUUUGGGAAGCGGGGCUGGUGAAGUGUGGCGGACACGGGGCAGGUUGGAAUUCGCUGAGGGUGUGUGGAGGCGGGGAACAGAGAACAGCGACAAACACCUUACAGCUCCGAGCCAGAGAGUGAGAGACGAGGCUUUUCUAUGGCGUGUGACUGACCAAUCCAGACUCAUUGGCUUUGGUUGUGCAAGUGAUAGAGAGAGAGGGAGAGAGAGGGCCAAUAUUAAAGAUGGCAGGAAAGUGUCUGCAGUUGUGCGUGUUUGUAAUUUACGCGAUUCAAACGAACUCUGGAUUUAACAUUGACGUGCAGUUCCCGGUCAUCAAAGAAGGAAAAACCAAGGGCAGUUUAUUUGGAUUUUCUGUUGCAUUGCACAAACAGACCGAAAAGACAAAUAAUAACUUCCUCUUAGUCGGAGCGCCCCAAGAAAAAGCCCAGCCCCAACUCAGCAAAUUCAACAUUAAUGAAACAGGAGCCGUGUAUUACUGUCCCAUCAGUAUCGAGCAGGAUGACUGCAGGAGGAUGGACCUCAUCAGUCCACUGUUCCAAACACGUAGCGAGGAACAAGGAGGACAGGAGUACAUCACAGGAGACUUUAAUGGAAUCCAGGGAAUCAGGAAGACACGUAGUGGAAAACAUCAACAAGUAGAGACGACAAACAUUAACUCAAAGGACUGUGGCUUUUAUACACAGGAUAAUGAGGGACUUAGGAGACACCUGGAAUCAAAUUAACAAUCAACAUGAAGGAG
Molecule: messenger RNA, 811 nt
Organism: Carassius auratus (goldfish)
Lineage: Eukaryota; Metazoa; Chordata; Actinopteri; Cypriniformes; Cyprinidae
Product: integrin alpha-3-like
Exons: 3
Coding region: 294-794 (166 amino acids)
Biological process (GO): cell-matrix adhesion; integrin-mediated signaling pathway; cell adhesion mediated by integrin
Cellular component (GO): integrin complex; external side of plasma membrane
Molecular function (GO): integrin binding
Source: RefSeq, a predicted model, not a curated record